This is a messenger RNA of Phytophthora sojae, 768 nucleotides long. RefSeq lists its product as hypothetical. The record is from RefSeq and is a predicted model, not a curated record. The coding region runs from base 1 to 768 and encodes 255 amino acids. The transcript has a single exon. NCBI's taxonomy places the organism in Eukaryota, Oomycota, Peronosporomycetes, Peronosporales, Peronosporaceae.
AUGGGGGCCGCCCCGACAGCUUUGGCGCUGCUGUGGCUGCAGCUCGCGUGGGUGGCGCUCGGGAAGGAGGUCUUCACGGGCAAGGCCACCACGUACGGCCUCGAGUCGGCGCUGGGUGGGAGCUGCAGCGCGCGCAUGGCGCCGUACGGCCUGAACUCGUCGCUCUUCGUGGCCAUGAACUACGACCAGUACUACGAGUCGUCCAGCUGCAGCCGCUGCUUGUCCAUCACGGGCGAGAGCGGCACCGUCACGGCCUUCGUGGCCGACUUGUGCUACGAGUGCGGCUACGGCAACCUGGACCUGAACACGGCGCUGUGGUACACGGUCGUGGGCGGGGACCCGCGCAUCUCGGAGAUCUCGUGGCACUUCACUCCGUGCCCCGACGAGCAGGAGAAGUUCUGCUGGAAGGAGGGCAGCAACCCGCAGUGGUUCGCGCUGCAGGUGCCCAACUCGCGGGACGGCGUCAAGGCCAUGGAGAUCAACGGCGUGGAGGGGGAAGUCAUCGGCGUCACCUCGUUCUACCAGGUCUCUCCGUCCGACGCCAUCGACCUGGAGCAUGUGGAGGUCAAGAUCACCUCCAACGAAGGAAUCACGUCCAAGGCGACGCUCAAGCCUGCAGACUACAACAACUGCCCCAUGACCGACGACUCCACUAGCCCCGCGGCGGGAGGUGGCACCAUCACGACGGUGAUCACGGACACGACCGGGGCGACCACGCACCUCACGGCGUGGCAAGCCUACAGGCGCCGGAGAGUACACUUCUUCUAG